Molecule: messenger RNA, 1923 nt
Organism: Saxophila tyrrhenica
Lineage: Eukaryota; Fungi; Ascomycota; Dothideomycetes; Mycosphaerellales; Extremaceae
Gene: PEX5
Product: Peroxisomal membrane signal receptor PTS1
Exons: 2
Coding region: 1-1923 (640 amino acids)
Biological process (GO): protein import into peroxisome matrix, docking
Cellular component (GO): peroxisomal membrane; cytosol
Molecular function (GO): protein binding
Source: RefSeq, a predicted model, not a curated record
AUGUCCUUCCUCUCCGGCCCCGAGUGCUCCACCGGCUCCAACCCCCUCUCCCAAUUCCAAAAACAAACCUCCGCCGACACAUCCCUGCAACGCGACCGCCUCACCUCACGAGGUCCGCAACAGCUCAACGGCUUCCGCUCCCAACAGGGAGUCCCCGAUGAUGCCGCCUUUCAAGACUUCGCCCACGCCGGGCCUCAGAUGCCGACCGAGGCCCUGCCCCACUUCGAGCAGAUGCGGCGGGAGCAGGAGUUCGCGAACCGCAGCGGAGGCGCCACGCCCAACUGGGCCGGCGAGUUCGCUCAGCAGCCUCCUCCAGCAGGGUUUGCGCCGGAGGAGUUUGCGGCGCAACAGCAACAACAGCGGGCGGGUGGGUUUAGUCCACAGGACUUUGCGAAUUUCAGAGCACAGCAGGGGCAGGCGAGGACAGCGACCCCGCCGUUCCAACAGCAGCAGCCCAGUAGCAUGUAUCAGAGGCCAAUGUACGGGGGUGGAGGCUUCGGGAUGCAGCGGCCUAUGAUGUAUGGGCAAGGCAUGGGAAUGGGCCAGCAGCCACAGGAGAGUUACACGGGGAAGGGGAAGGGUAGGGUACAGGAGCUGAGCGAUACAGACUGGGAAAAGCAGUUUGAGGAAUUGAGUACGCAGGACAAGGAGCAGGAUCUGGACAAGGAGGCGGAAGAGGCGAUGGAGAGGGAGUUGAAUCAGAUGGACAGUGGUUUCGGCAACUUCGAGGAUAUAUGGAACGGUAUUCGGCAAGAGACUAACGCAAGCAGGGAUAUGCUCGCGGAGGACGAGCUUGCCAAUCAUUUCGGAGACGACAUCUACGACCAAUGGAAAGACUUUGAGGGUCAGUUUGGCGAAACCAGGGCCAAUGAUUACGGCAGAGGGCCGGCAGACGGGAACUACAUGUUCGAGGAGAACAACGUGUUCAAAGACGUGCCAAAUGCUUUCGAGGAAGGACAAAAGAUACUACGAGAGGGUGGCAAUCUCAGCCUGGCAGCGUUGGCCUUUGAAUCUGCAGUACAGAGGGAGCCAGAGUUUGUGGAUGCUUGGGUAGCGUUGGGCCAGGCGCAGGCACAGAACGAGAAGGAGGCGCCAGCAAUACGUGCGCUGGAGCAGGCACUCAAACUGGACCCGGACAACCUUGAUUCCUUGAUGGGUCUGUCGGUUUCUUACACAAACGAAGGUUAUGAUUCUUUGGCCUACCGCACCCUGGAGCGGUGGGUUGGCGUCAGAUACCCAUCCCUUGGUGUGAAGCCGCGAGGCCUGGGCGAGGAUGAAGAAAUGGGCUUCACCGACCGACACAUCCUGCACGAAAAAGUGACGAACCUGUUCCUCGAAGCCGCGCAGAUGAACCCAGACGGCGAGAACGUGGAUGUCGACGUCCAAGUCGGCCUCGGCGUCCUCUUCUACGGCAGCGAAGACUACGACAAAGCCGUCGACUGCUUCACCGCCGCUCUCAACAGCGCGCAGCACGGCGUCAUGAAGCGCGAAGGCGAAGAGCACCUCCUCUGGAACCGCCUCGGCGCCACCCUAGCCAACUCCGGCCGCAGCGAGGAAGCCAUCGAAGCCUACUCCCGCGCUCUCGAACUAAAGUCCAACUUCGUCCGCGCCCGCUACAACCUAGGCGUCAGCUGCAUCAACCUCGGGGUCCAAGAGGAAGCCGCCGUUCAUCUCCUCGGCGCACUCUCGAUGCACCGCGUAAUGGAAGUCGAGGGCGUGCAGCGGGCGAAGGAGUUCAUGAAGGACUCGCAGGGCAACGACAUUCCCGACGACGUUGUGCAGGGAAUGUUGCAGCAGAACCAGAGCACGAAUCUGUACGAUACGUUGAGGAGGGUAUUUACACAGAUGAAUCGGAGGGAUCUUGCGGAGAUGGUGGGGACGGAUAUGAAUCUGGAUGCUUUUAGGUCGGAGUUUGAGUUCUGA